Molecule: messenger RNA, 1676 nt
Organism: Fundulus heteroclitus (mummichog)
Lineage: Eukaryota; Metazoa; Chordata; Actinopteri; Cyprinodontiformes; Fundulidae
Product: claudin-8
Exons: 1
Coding region: 341-1432 (363 amino acids)
Biological process (GO): bicellular tight junction assembly; cell adhesion
Cellular component (GO): plasma membrane; bicellular tight junction
Molecular function (GO): structural molecule activity
Source: RefSeq, a predicted model, not a curated record
UAUUGUGUUUUUUGUUUCUACUGCUGGAGAAACUAAUGUUCAGGGUAAUGCCCCCAUGAAGGGCUAAACUGUAAACCCAAAAUAAGCACAUAUCCUCUUUACCUGCACCUCUCUGAGCCAAUCAGGAUAUGGCAAAGCCACUUUCCCAUAACAAACAGCUUCUUACAGCAAACAGCAAGAAAGGAUCCACACUGCCCGGACAUACCUCUACCUUAAUCUAAUUUUUUUCUUCAAAUGUUCUGCUGAAGACAGAGAAAACAUUGUUUUUUUUCUCCCUUUUUCUCCCCGCGAGAUCGCCUGAUUCUGAACUAACGCGCACGGGACUCUUGGACGCUAAGCAAUGAUCGAAGGUGUUUCCGAGGUGGCUGCGAUGUGCGUCGGCCUGAUCGGACUUAUCGGCGCCUCGGCUACGACCGGCCUGCCCAUGUGGAAGGUCACGGCUUUCAUCGGAGAAAACAUAGUCGUGAUGGAGACACGCUGGGAGGGCCUGUGGAUGAACUGCUACCGACAGGCAAACAUCAGGAUGCAGUGUAAGGUGUACGACUCCUUGCUGUUUCUGCCCCCCGACCUGCAGGCUGCCAGAGGCCUGAUGUGCUGCUCGGUAGCCUUGUCCGGCCUGGGGCUCUUGGUGGCUGUGGCGGGAAUGAAAUGCAUUUCCUGCUUUAACGAUAACAGAUGGGCUAAAACCAUUAUUCUAAUGGUGGCCGGAGCAAUGCAGUUCAUGGCCUGCAUCUGCGUUUUCAUACCUGUGUCUUGGACCGGCCACGUCAUCAUACAGGAUUUCUACAAUCCGCUGCUGAUUGAUGCCCAGAGGAGAGAGCUGGGAGAAGCUCUUUACAUCGGUUGGGUGACGGGGGCCGUGCUUUUUGCCUCCGCCUUGUUGUUUAUCUGCAGACGUAUACCAUCAGAAAAGGGCUCUUUCGACGUAUACGCCCCACCUAAACUGCUGAACUACAGGCCGGACGCGAACAGGCCAACAAUGACAAGAUAUCAUCCCAUCUCAAGUGUUCCCAGCAUCCAGUCGAAUGGAUACCGGGAUUCUCUCCAGAGCAGCAGCAUGGUUGGGCAACAACAUCCAGUAGUGAUGCAGAAUGUCCCUUAUGUAAUGACAAGCGAAGGAACCCUGAUGAACCCAACCAUGGUCUACGCUCCUGCCCCUCCCGACAACGCGUCGUUGCUGUAUCAAAGAAGCCUGGCGCAUCAAUCUUCAGUGCGGAGCUCUCGCCACCCCGGAAGCAUGUAUUCUCCAGGAAACUCAUUAUACAUGACCCAGAACCCCACUCCGUACCCGCCGACUUACAGCGGAAAUGUAACUUCAUCCUUCCAGUCAAGCUUUUAUCCUGUUCCACAAAGUCCUCUUUUUGUAACCUAUAAGGAGUCCAUGGUUCACCCAGAGUCUCGCAGCCUCAGCCACAAUGGAGUGUACAUAUAAAAGAACGUUUAAUGCGAUAUUUUCUUCUCCCUACAAAAAUUCUGAUAUGGGUUUAGUUCUUAAAUACAUUAAAUCUGCUCUUUGGAACACGGAGCUAAUAUACUUUUUUUUUCCUGAUCACAUUCUUCAAGCUUUUUGAUUGCUUUAGUUUUGUGAUUCUUACACACAGUGAAUUUGUAAGAAUAAAGCUUGAUCUAUACCUUCUAAAGCUAAAUAUUUGAUUAUUUGUAUUGUUGUGUUUUUU